Morone saxatilis (striped sea-bass) is the source of this 483-nucleotide messenger RNA. Its product is annotated as kallikrein-6-like. Gene Ontology annotation, biological process: proteolysis. The transcript is spliced from 3 exons. NCBI's taxonomy places the organism in Eukaryota, Metazoa, Chordata, Actinopteri, Moronidae. The record is from RefSeq and is a predicted model, not a curated record. Gene Ontology annotation, molecular function: serine-type endopeptidase activity. The coding region runs from base 1 to 483 and encodes 160 amino acids.
AUGAAAAUCUGCAGUCACCUAGUGGAGGAUUUGUCUGUUUCAGGCAUCACAGGAAGCACAGUGGUGGAUCUGCAGAAGAGAAUCAUUGGAGGUCAACCAUGUGAGCGCCAGUACCACGUCAAACUUAAAAGAGUUGCUGCUGGUGGAUCAUCCAACAUGUGUGGCGGCUCUCUGAUCAGUGACCGGUGGAUUUUGACUGCAGCGCACUGUUUGAAGCCAGGAAGAACUAUGUUUGCAGGUUUAGGUGUGCAUCCAGAGGGUCUAGCACAAGAAGUGCAAAUCACAGCAGAACCAGUGAUCUAUGCAGACAAAGACAACAGGUUCCAUGAUAUCAUGCUGCUGCAGCUACCUGAGCCCACUAAGAUUCAACCUGUAGCUCUUCCUGACUGUGAAUAUUAUCCUAAAAUGGUUGAGAUUGCAGGUCACGCUGCCACUAGUGGAGGCCCAAAUAAAGAAAGAAGUGAGAUGAGUUUUGAUAAUUGA